UGCCACAUGAGGUUUAUUUUGCGGAAACUGAGGAAGCCACACUGCUGGAAAAUCUUAAUUAAUAAAAAAAAUAUUUUAUUUAAUUAUUUUGCACGAUAUUGUCCAAGCCAAUUUGAGGUACACGAGUGAUAGUUUAACAUUUACUGUAAUUUUGCUGUUGGAAAACCAGAACCAAAAGAUACAAAAAUAAAGGACACCUUUGAAAAGUGAGGGGAAAAAUGGAAACGAAUGUGAACCCUCUGGCCGUAAUUCUUGUUUACUUCGACAGCAAGGGAGAUCGUCUUCUAUAUAGAUAUCCGUAUCAAACACUUGGCCAAACGGAGGCCAGCGACGAGCAGAGAAAGUCCAAAAAGCGAAAUCCAUAUGCAGUGGCCAAUGUCGACGACCUGCUGCAGACGCCCACUCACUUGGGGGGUUCCAAAGGCCAAGGGCAAUUGCAGGGAUUCGCAGACGAAGUGCUUUCAGCCCUGUUCGCCGUGAAACCUCAGCUCUGCAAUCAGAAGUUUGAGCUAAAACUGAACGAUGUGCGCUUUGUAAGCCAUCCUACGUUGAUUCCUCACAAGGAGCAAAGGAGCGGAGCAAUGGCCAAGCAGCAGAUGCUUAUCAACAUUGUGUUUGCGCUCCACGCCCAGGCCAGCUACUCGAUUGUGAAAUGUUACCACGAACUUAGCAAGCGUUUGGGUUUGGCACUGAAGUUCGAGGAGCAACGCAGUGGCUAUCUUACCGAGCAGACGGCUCACAUGGCCCGCACCCACGACGAGCAACAGCAACAGCCGCUGGAACGCAUCCUAGAGCUGGUUGCAGAACGCUGUAGCUUGGCCCAAGCCCUGCGCUCCAUAUUUCACGAUCUGUGCACCACCGGCCUUCUGAGUACCUCGCUGAAUCACAACCUAACGCUGUGCUUUUGUCUGCCAGCUAAGGCGCACCAAUUACACAAGAAGGGCAGCAUGGUGGACCCGGAGACCAUAGAUCGCUGUCUUCGUGCCUUGAAGCCCUAUCAUGGCAUGCUGCUGCUCGUGGACUUUGCCGAAUUGCUAGACUGCGUCCCGCCAACAGGGGCACGCAUGCUGUGGCAACUCGUCGACGCCUACAAUCCGCUGAUAAGCCUUCAGAGCAUGGCCUCCAAUGCGGACUUGAGCAUCGAACACGUGUACAAGCUGGUCUCGCAUUUGGUCUACUGGGCCAAGGCCACAAUUAUAUAUCCGCUCUGCGAAACAAAUGUCUAUGUGAUCGCGCCAGAUGCGCCACUGCACACAAAGUCCCAUUUAGUGGAGAAGUUUUCCGCUCGCUUUGCCGGUAUGUCGCUUUUCGAGGUGAUCUCGGAUUUCUCGUUGCCAACGUCUAUUGGGCACUUAACCACACCCCUGCAGCAGCCGGCACGUCAGGGUAUACUCGCACAGAUGGUCAUUUGGAUGCUGCAACACCAUCUCCUAAUCCAACUCCACACCUACGUGCAAUUUAUGCCCAGUGAGGAUGAGUUCGGGGACUCGGCAUCCUGCAGUAAUCACCUAAGGGAUAUCGUCAGCGACGAAGAGGGAGAUCAGGAACAGGAUGCGGACGAAGUGCAUGAAGGGUCCAUGUUGAGCAUGUCCAGUCAACCGUUGCCCGUGCCAGCGGUCUCGGUCGGUGCACGCCGUCGCGACAACUCCGAGGACCAUUCUUCACUGGCCUCCGACAACAUCGCUGUGCAGCCGUCUUCUAGCCACAAGUCCAACUUCAGCAUCACCGCAUCGAUGAGCACUGACAACUGCGACAGCCUCGAUUCCAUGGAGGACGAGCAAAAGUUAAAGGAGUUGCUACAGGUCUUUAGCGACGCGGAUCGUGCCGCCAUCCGUCGAAUUCCCGCUUCCGCAAAUGUCGAUGAUCUCUCGCUGCUGGUGAAGCUCUACCAGAUGGGCUACUUCAAGAGCGAGCACCACCUGGAGGAGAUAAUGUAUUUCGAGAACCUGCGCCGAUCACAGCUACUGCAACUUCUGGAUAAGUUCAGAGAUGUGCUUAUCAUCUACGAGACCGAGGAUCCGGCAAUCGCAUCUAUGUACAAUACCAAGUAAAUUAGGUCAAAUUGUUCAUUCCUAGAAAUGUCUGUUGUAUGUUUUUGUUAGCUUAUGAAUGUAUAAUCUAUCAAAUAGAAAUGUAUCUAGUUUAUAAAAUCUUGGAAAGCAAACCAAAUUGAUAUUUGGUUUUAAAUAAAUCGUUUGUUAUUUUUUCAAGCACGGGAACUACA
Drosophila rhopaloa is the source of this 2224-nucleotide messenger RNA. RefSeq names its product GATOR complex protein NPRL3 (gene Nprl3). The coding region runs from base 219 to 2051 and encodes 610 amino acids. Gene Ontology annotation, cellular component: GATOR1 complex. Gene Ontology annotation, biological process: cellular response to amino acid starvation; positive regulation of autophagy; negative regulation of TORC1 signaling. The transcript has 3 exons. The record is from RefSeq and is a predicted model, not a curated record. Lineage: Eukaryota; Metazoa; Arthropoda; Insecta; Diptera; Drosophilidae.